This is a messenger RNA of Fusarium coffeatum, 3093 nucleotides long. RefSeq lists its product as uncharacterized. Gene Ontology annotation, biological process: ribosomal large subunit export from nucleus; ribosomal large subunit biogenesis. NCBI's taxonomy places the organism in Eukaryota, Fungi, Ascomycota, Sordariomycetes, Hypocreales, Nectriaceae. The transcript is spliced from 7 exons. Gene Ontology annotation, cellular component: nucleolus. The record is from RefSeq and is a predicted model, not a curated record. Bases 1 to 3093 code for a protein of 1030 amino acids.
AUGGUUGAUUCGAACCCUCAGACUACACAGCUUGCCUACGUCAUGACAACGAACUUUGCAAAAGAAAAAUGGUUUAUUGAGUUUAUGGAAGACCAACACCCUGAGAUUCAAGCUGAAGACGCUUAUUUCCAACCUGGCUGCCAGGAGCCCGAUCGCAUCCUCAUUCAAGAGUAUGCCAGGUACCUUGCACGCUCACGAGUUGGAGAAUCUGGGGGAGCUCUGGCGGUCAAAACUGUGAUCGGCUAUAUCAACACUUGCCUUACCGCCAUGGAAAGAGACUCGGAACGACAAUGGAAUCCUGUGCUACGCCACAGCUUUGCAUUGUUUGUCUCCAACAACCUUCUUACACAGGAAGGGCUGUUGACAGCAAUGAAGCCCAAGCUGCAAGCAAAUUCCGAAGACGUCACCUACAUCGUAUCCAGGCUCUCUCAUGCGCAAUAUCUGAAUAUUUUCGGAAACAUGCGACAGGUAUUGAACUUGACGCUAUACCUGAUGCUCAUUGUUGAUACAUGCGGGCGGGGAGGAGAGUUCGUACUCAACCCGGCGAGACCGAAGCACAUGUGUCUCAUGUGGAAGGAUGUCGAUUUCUACUCUUUCCAAAGCGUUGAGGAUAACCCUUUUGACAUUCGUAUCAACGUCGCAAUCAGUUGGUCGAAGAACGAUACCCUGGACGACUCCAAAUACAAGACCAUCCCGUUGUACGUCAAAGCUGUGUUGAUAAAGAUGCGCAAGGUGUCCUCUAGAGCCCUGAGGUCUAGGCAAGGAAAUGAGGAAAAGCACUCGAGCAGUAUCAACAACUUGAUGUAUGAUAUCAUGAUGCAUUGGUUGGAACACGGUACCUUGUUUCUGAAGGGUAUCGACGUCGCAAUGGUCAAACGAAAGGUCGCUGCGCUCGAGAAGAUCGAUGCUGACUUCGCGAGUCUUCAGCAGAAAAUCCGUCGCGAUCCCAAAUCUUACAAGGAAGAAUUCCUAAAACAAUGGGAACAGUAUGAAGCUCAGCGCGAGAUUUUCCUCGUUUCUCCGUCCACCGCAAGCGCCGAUUCGGUCGAGUCUUUCCACAACAUUAUCGAUCUGAUCGCUCACGUCGCCGAUUGCUACAAGGAGGAGACCGCAACUUUCCCCGACGACCUCAAGGAGAUUCUGACACAACACCAUGUUGUUCUACAUCCUGAGUUGCGCGAGAAGAUUGUGGGAAGUCUAGUUCUGCUCCGACGAAAGGAGGUUAUCGACUCGACAAGCGUUCUGACCACACUUUUCCCGAUUCUCGUUUCGUCGCCGAGCAAGACUCUACGUGAGACUCUGUUCCAGAAGAUUUUGGCCGAUCUCCGAAACUCCAACACCAAGUCCAUCAACCACCCUCUCAACCGUACCGUCCAGACCGUCCUUUACAACCUCAUCACCGCCGACCGAGACUCUCCUCGAGCUAUCUGGGCCAUCAAGCUUACCCGCGAGAUGUGGAAGCGACAAUUCUGGACCGAUGCGAAGCCUGUCGAUGUUAUGAAGGAGGCUUGUCUGUCCAACAACGAGAAGGUCGUUGUCGGCGCUGUUCGCUUCUUCCUCGGUGGAGACAAGGAGCGAGAGGAGCUCGAAGACGAGAGCAGUGAUGAGGAGGUUGAUCUGAGUCAGGUCAAGCAUCAGAUGGGUAUCAACAAGAAGACUAAGAAGUCCAAGAAGGCUUAUGACAAGGCCGUCGACAAGGUGAAGCGAUCUGAGCGUAAGAAGACCAAGCCUCACCCGCUCAACUUCUCAGCUCUGCACCUCCUUCACGAUCCUCAGAGCUUUGCCGAAGAGCUCUUCUCAAAACAUCUACAAAACACCAAGGCGAAGCUUUCUCUUGACACCAAGAUUCUGGUGACACAAUUGGUAACACGACUUGUUGGUCUGCACAAGUUGACCAUUGUUGCGCUCUACUCUUGGUUCAUCAAGUUCCUUACUCCCAAGCAAACUUCCGUCACAUCAUUCCUGGCUUCCUUGGCACAGGCAGUCCACAACUUGGUUCCUCCGGAUGUUUUGGAGCCUUUGAUCACAAAGAUUGCCAACGAGUUCGUUUCAGAAGCUUCCGCCAAUGAAGUCGCCGCUGCUGGUCUGAACUCGAUUCGUGAGAUUUGCGCUCGUCAACCUCUAGCUAUGACCGAUACACUAUUACAAGAUUUGGUCCAAUACCGAAAGAGUAAAGAUAAGGGUGUCAUGAUGGCUGCCAAGGGUCUUUUGUCACUGUACCGAGAGGUCGGUGCUGAGCUUUUGAAGAAGCGAGACCGUGGUAAGAAUGCCACCAUCAACCUGAAAGCCGGAAUUCAGGCUCAGCGCAAGUUCGGUGAAGAGGAAGCUGGCGGUAUUGAGGGUCUGGAUCUUCUGGAGAAGUGGAAGGAUGAGGAAAAGAAGAAGAAGCGACUUGCUAUGGGUCUUCCCGAGGACGCUGCUACCGAUGAAGAGGACGAAGGAAACAAGUCUGAUGAGUGGGAAGUCGACUCUGAUGACAGCAGUGAUUCUGGCGAGUGGAUUAAUGUGUACCACUCCUCUGAUGAAGAGGACGACGAGGACGAGCCUGCAGCAAAGAAGCAAAAAACAGAGGCAGAUAUUGCUGCGGACGAGAGGGCUAAGAAAGCCCUGGAGGAGAAGGAGGCCGAGAUCGACCGCAUCUCCAAGCUCGCCACAACAACCAUUCUCACACCCGCCGAUCUCGCCAAGCUUCAAGAACUCCGCAUGUCCUCCCAAGUCGACAAGGCCAUGGGCAGCCGUCGCAAGCGCCAGCAAGAGCUUGAAAACCGCCACCGCGAUGAUGGUCUCACAGCCGAGCAGAUCGAGGCUCCCGCCCGUCUGCGCAAGCUGACCAAGGAGGAGCGUGCGGAACUUGCCAAGGAGGGCAAGCCCGACCGCGACGAGCACAAGAGUACACAGGCUAUCCGCAAGUCCAAGAUGCAGGCUCAGGGCAAGAGUACCAGCAACAGGGAGAAGCAGCGCAACAAGAACAUCUUUAUGACACUGGGCAAGGCGAAGAGCAAGAACAAGAGGAGUUUGGUCGAGACAAGAAAGGUUCUCACGAGGCACGUUACUAGAAGUACUAGAGGUGGAAGAAGAGCGAACGGAACUUAA